Messenger RNA from Linum trigynum, 2451 nucleotides. The record is from the annotation of a GenBank genome assembly. Lineage: Eukaryota; Viridiplantae; Streptophyta; Magnoliopsida; Malpighiales; Linaceae.
AGCUCUAGGUCGAAAACACAAUGGUCAUAUUGUUGUGUCAAAGUAUUGCUCGCUGUCUAUUGUGCGUCGAGUUCUUCCUUUUUCUUGAGUUUAUAAGACAUGCUUGUGUUGCUCAAAAUUCUGUUAACAUAUUAUUUUGUGUGAUUGUUAAACGAUCGACUGCUUUUUUUUAAGUAAAUGAAAUAAUCAAACAAGUGAGUCCGGUGAUAUUUCUGAAAACUUGUACAAGAGAGAGAGUUAGAAUUGUUGUCCAAUAUUGUAUCGUAUUAUAAGUAUUUCGUUCGAUCACAAUUGUCUCGCUUAUUUAUCAUUUGUAAUCUGUUUUAUCUCGAUUUUGGCUUAGAUUAUGGAACAAACCACAACCCAAGACCAAGAGGCUAGAGCACUAAACUGAAACAAGCCCAUAACCCAACCCAAAAAACCAGAACCUGGAAACCAGUCCAGCCCAACCCCUUGCAUUGGUCGCGCGUGUGCAGUUUUCAGGUCAGAGUCGAGAGCAGUCGUGGAAUCAUCGUGAAUCAUUCACAAACAGACUAAGAAGAAGAAGACGCUUCUCUCUGUGUUUCCCAAUCCCAAUUACUCUCUAAUUAUAAUUUCUUCACAACAAUCAACUAAUUUUCUCCUCUUUCUUUAUUGACAUUUUAAUGGGAAUGAUCUCCCUUCUUCCUCACAAAUCAGCCGCAAGUCUUCUCCUUCUCCUCCUCUACUUUCUCCCCCUAUACAUGUGACAAAGCUGAAAGGUCCCCUACUUGUUGUAGACUCCAAUCAAGGGCUUUCUGUUUUUUUUUUUUUUUUUUUUUGGGUGAAGUUUCUUCUGGUAAGCGCUCGAUUUUCAUCUGGGUAGUUGUUUUUCCUUCGAAAGUUCGUGUCUUUACUUCUGGGUUUUUUGGUUUUUGAUUGCUAGUUUGAUCUGGAAUGAUGGUUUUGGGAAUUCGGAUCAUUUGAAGUUGUCCGAGGUUCCAUUUUGGGAACUGGGGUUUCAAGGGGUCGAUGAUUGAAUGAUGAUGGCUUUUUUAUUUGCAGAUUUUUGUGUCGUUUGGUUAGGGGACGAAUAAUGCGGGCGCCAUCGUUGCUUGCGCAGUGCUGGCCUGGUUUGGUUCCUCAUGAUCGAGGAAGUCAGAGCAUUUCAUGGGUUUCUGAAAGAGAUGUUCACCUCUCAUCGCCAGCAGUUGAGAUUGUCCCUGCAAAGGCACAUCACACGGACAAGUUUGCCGUGGGGAAUGAUGAACAUGGGGAGAGUAUCUUCAAGGGUAGGAUUAGUGUUGCUGAUAUAAUCGGGUUCACUGGCUCUGACACGAUCUCGUCGAAACCAGAUGGGUAUAUGAAAUUUUGCGACAGCUCUAUCGAUCUGGUUAAUCUCCUCAAGAAUGAAAUCCGUGAUGGGCAACUGAGCUUUAGAGGCAAGAAAGUUCUUGAGCUCAAUUGCAACUAUGGGCUUCCUGGAAUUUUUGCUUGCCUGAAGGGUGCCGCCGCAGUCCAUUUUCAAGACUCGAGUGCUGAAACCGUAAGGUGUUCCACCAUUCCCAAUGUCCUGGCCAACCUCGAGCAAGCUCGUGAUAGACAAGCCCGGCAACCAGAUUCUCCGCUGACACCAUCGAGACACGCUCUUUCCCCAGCAGUCCACUUCUACGCUGGUGACUGGGAAGAGCUCCCAAGUGUGCUCUCUGUAUUAAGGAGUGAGACAUCUGAAGCAGCGACAACCACGGGAAUGAUGAACUUGAGCUUCUCUGAGGAAGAUUUCAACGACGGCUGCAGCAGCCAAGAUGGCAGCGUCGUGGCCCCCGAACAUGCCAGAAGAUCAAGGAAGCUCUCAGGGAGCCGAGCUUGGGAGAGGGCUAAUGAGAGCGAUAGUGGAGAGGGAGGUUAUGAUGUGAUCUUGAUGACCGAUGUACAGUACUCAGUCACCCCAUUGAAGAAGCUGUAUGUUCUGAUUAAGAAGUGUCUGAGGCCACCAUACGGAGUGAUGUACUUGGCGACGAAGAGGAAUUACCAUGGUGGAUACAGCAAUGGAGCUAGGCAGCUGAGAGGUUUGUUGGAUGAAGAAGGCUUGUUUGGAGCUCAUCUGGUGAAGGAAGCUGCUGAUAGAGAUAUUUGGAAGUUCUUCCUCAAGUGAAGAAAAUUAUAUCACAAUACCAAGUAGAAAUAACAACUAUACAAAACUUCAUUGUUUGCAGGCUGGCUAACUGGUUAUCUCCAAAUUUCAGACUUCAUUCUUUUUGUUAUGUUCUUCAGCUAGAACAAUGUUAUCAAAUAUUAUACUGAAUGUAUAUUAGGAAUCACUAAGUAUAUAGUGAAAAUCCCCCACCCCCUUUUUUCACUCCCAAAUCAAUGGAUUUGGAAUCCAGAAAAAAAGGUUAUUGUGAUUCCCUCCCAUUGUGAUAAUUCCCUUUUGCUAGUUUUUUUCAUUUGUGAAGUUUGUUUCAUGUUUGUAGAUAAAAAUUCAUUCAUUUU